Messenger RNA from Vombatus ursinus (common wombat), 3390 nucleotides. RefSeq names its product espin like (gene ESPNL). Gene Ontology annotation, cellular component: cytoplasm. NCBI's taxonomy places the organism in Eukaryota, Metazoa, Chordata, Mammalia, Diprotodontia, Vombatidae. The transcript is spliced from 13 exons. Gene Ontology annotation, biological process: actin filament bundle assembly. The coding region runs from base 1 to 3390 and encodes 1129 amino acids. Gene Ontology annotation, molecular function: actin filament binding. The record is from RefSeq and is a predicted model, not a curated record.
AUGGGCGAUCAUCGGGCACUUUUGGCAGCCAAGAACGGGGACCUGACCGCUUUAAAGCAGCUUUUUGAGGAUGGCGUCCUGGAUCAGACCGUCACAGACUCCCUGGGGGCUGGCCUGGUGCACCACGCCUCCAGAGCAGGCCAGCUGGAGUGCCUGAAGUUCCUGGUAGAGUGCGUCAAGAUUCCAGGGAAUCAGCGGGCUAAGAACAGAGCAACUCCAGUGCACGACGCAGCAGCCAUGGGCCACCUGGCUGAGCUGCAUUGGCUCGUCCGAGAAGGGGGCUACCGUGCCCAGGAUCAGGAUGUGUCAGGGGUCUCCCCACUGCACCUUGCUGCACGCUUCGGGCACCCUGUGUUGGUGGAGUGGCUGGUCCAGGAGGGCUGCGAUGUCUCCCUGGAGACCCUGGAGGGAGCACUUCCUAUACACUAUGCUGCGGUCAAGGGGAACUUGACCUGCCUGAAGCUGCUGGUCGCUGCAGACAAUAGGUGUGUGAACAGGCGGACCCAGAGCGGAGCCUCCCCUCUCUACCUGGCCUGCCAGGAAGGCCACUUACACAUCGUCCAGUUCCUAGUGAAGGACUGCGGGGCUGAUGUGCACUUGCGGGCCCACGAUGGCAUGACCGUGCUGCAUGCAGCUGCCCGCAGCGGCCACUAUUCCCUUGUGGUCUGGUUGGUCACAUUCACAGAUAUCAGCCUGAUGGCUCGAGAUGAUGAGGGAGCUACAGUGCUCCACUUUGCAGCCAGGGGGGGUCACGCACCCAUUCUGGAUCGGCUUCUUCUGAUGGGUGCCCAGAUAAUCCGAGAUCACUGGGGAGGGACCCCUCUCCAUGAUGCAGCAGAGAAUGGGCACCUGGAGUGCUGUCAGACCUUGGUUUCGCACCGGGUGGAUCCUGCCCUUCAGGACGGCGAUGGCUACACCGCGCUGGACUUGGCAGUAUAUAACGGCCACCAGGACUGCUCUCGGUACCUGCUGGAGGUGCAGAAGCUGGGUCCGUACCUCCUUCGCAUCUCCUGCUGGGCCCUGGUGUUGGAGGGGCUCCGGUCUCCUGGUCAGUUGGAUGCCAGCCCCACGCACCUGCAGAGGCCCUACACCCCCGUAAAUUCUAAGAAUCAUGGAAGUACCAGAGCUCAAAGAGAUGCUGGCAUUCAUGUAGGUCGGCCCCCUCAUCUGACCCAGGAAGAAGCUGCUGUCCAGCCCGGAGAGGGCAGUAGAUUGGUUCCCUGGGGCCAUCCUGGAAGAUCUGACCUUUGGUGCUCCCAGGAUUGGCAGUUUCUCCCAAGGGAGGCCACCAAGCUCCCUCCUGACAGCUUCGGGAGGAGGCUGGUGCACGGCAUAAGGGGCUGGCCAGGUGUGUCCAGGCUGGUGGGCUGGGAGGUCCAGCUUCUCCUCCUCGUGGGAUGGUUCUGCUCUCCCCGGGCUCCUGGUCAGGUGGAUUCCUGGAAGGCCGGCUUCCUCCACUCCCCUGGGGUCUCUUCCCCAUAUCCUGCUCCUCCAGAUCCCUUUGUGGUGAUUCACACUUGGACAGUCCUAACAUCCGAGCAUCACCCCUGCCACCCCAGCCUCUGUAUCCUGGAGCUGCUCGGAGGUGUCUACACAGGACUCUCAGAGUGGAAGAAAAUGGAACCAGACGACGACACCAAGGAUGGCCUCGUCUCACUUCCGCUGGAUGAACUGAACCCAUCAGACAUUGAUGCUCUGGUGCCCACUGAGGAUGAGAAUGGCCACCCUAUCCCGGAAUGGAAACGGCAGGUGAUGGUGCGAAAGCUGCAGGCCCGCCUUCAGUCAGAGGAGAUGACAGAAUGGAAGAACAGCGGAGGUGACUCCAUAGAGAUGGGGGACUGGAGGUACUCGCAGACCCACAACGCCAUCCUGGGUCCCUAUGGGGAGCUGCUGACAGAGGAUGACCUGGUGUACUUGGAGAAGCAGAUCGAGAACCUGCAGAUGAGGAAGAAGUGCCAGGAGUAUGAGACCGAGCUGGGGCGCCUGGCCGAGGAACUCCAGAGCCUCCUCCCCGCUCCCAUCGUCAAUAUAACCGUCAACAGCCACUUCCUGAGCCGCAAUCCAGAAAAGGAAGCGUCUUCUCCUCCAGCCACGGCCGUGGAGGGAAGUCACACGCUGCCGCACUGGUGCAGCCACAUGUCGGGGCUGGUGAAGAGCAUGUCGGUGCUGCUGAAGAACAUGAACGGCCUGGCCAGGCUGAAGGAGACCCCCGCCCCCAAAACCUCAUUCGAGGUCAGGGGGGGUGUCGUGGGCCCCUCGGGGAGCGUGGCGGAGAAGGAGAUCCUGGAGUGUGGCGUAUCGGUGAGAAGCCUCAGGGAUAACUUUGAGAAGCAAGUAAAUCCAAGGCUGCCCUGUGGAGUGAGGGUCCUCUCAGAGAAGUGUCCAGGGGCCUCGUGGGAAGCCGGUGCUACCAUCACAUUCCCCAGGGCGCAGAGGAACGCUCAGGCCGGUGAGAGGCAAGUGUCCGGGGACCCUGAAGAGGCCAGUGACUCGGGCAUCAGCUGCGAGGAGGCUUCCUCUGAUGUGGGCACCUGCUCCAUCGCUGUGCCUGAUUCCUCCAGCCUGAGGAAAGAGCGGAUCGUCAUGCUCUUUCUGAGUCACUGGAAGAAGUCAGCCUACACCCCUGCCCUGAAGACGGCAGCCAGGAGGACCCUGGAGUCGUCCAAGGCUGGCCUUCCCCAGGCGCCUGCCGUGGCCGCCCGAAUGGAGCCGCUGCCACUUCCUGGAGCGUUUCCCCUUCGCGGGCCCAGCAAGUUCAGCCACCUGCUCCAGCAGAGAAGCGUCAUCUCCCACCUGCUGGGCCACUGGAAGGAUGUCAUCUCUCACGUGCCCCCGCGGCAGAUCCGACGGCUGAGCCGCCAGCCGGUCACGUACUCCCCCGAGAUGUUCCUGCCCUACGUCAACGGGGCCCCCGUGGACUACCACAGCCUCACCUUGGACCUCUUCAUGCUGGGAUACUUCCAGAUCCUGGAGCAGGACCUGCCCCCCGAAGAGCGUAAGAUGAGACACCUGCUCUGCUUCGAGGUCUUCGACCACCUGGGCGGCCACGGCUGGGAGACGGUGCGGAGCUUCCACAGAGCCGUGACGGACGAGAUCGAGGCCGGCCGGCGGAGCUGGAAGGAUGGCUUCGAAGACAUUAAGGCCCGCUUCUUCGGCAGCAGCAGGAAGCCGGUGUGGGAAGUGGAGCCCGUCCGAAAGUCGGGGCUGACCUCCAUCAAGCCGCCGCCCGGGGCCUCGGCGCCGGCUGGCCACCUGGAGCCGAAGGGCCGAAGGCCCGGCAGCUGCCCCGAGCUCGGGAGCUUUAAUAGCGAAGAUAUCUGUGGCUACAUCGACAGGAGCUUUGCCUUCUGGAAGGAGAGAGAAGCAGAGAUUUUCAACUUCGGAGAUUGA